UGUCCAAAACACCACUUAAACACACAUCUCAAAAGUGUUUUAAUACCUUGGUAAAUACAUAAAGUUACUCAAAAUCACUAAAUCACAAAAACAAUGGAAAUCACUACUAAUUAAUGUUGAGCCAAAACUGGUUGACUUAAAAGGGUCAUUGCAUUUGUUGCUAACUAUUAGUAAUAAUGAAUGCAACAGGUGUUGGCUAUGGUCCCAUGGUUCCUUGGGAUAUAUAAAUAACCUGGAUUACCCUGCAACACACUACAAAAUGGACAAUGUAACCAUUAAUGUGUUAGACAGCAAAGGUAAUGUUGUCAUGCUAACAGUUUCCAAGGACAUUGCUGAAAGGAUGCAAAAUGAUCAAUUGUUCCUAUCUUCAGUCAUGGAGCAAGUAUCAGCUGUUGAAACAAAAGGUACACAUUUACUAAAUGAACAAGAAUAUACUGGAAUUAUUUCUUGGGUGACACUGACCACAUCUUCUCUCCAAACAGCUCUCCUCAGUGGCCCAGCUUCUGCUGCAAAGCUCCUCCAACCUCCUAUUCCAUGUCUCACUAGGUCACCGGUACCCCUAAACCUCAGUUUUGUGAAACCAUCAACCAGCCAGUGCCCCACUAGGCCCCCUGUACCACCAUCAACCAGCCAGUGCCCCACUAGGCCCCCUGUACCACCAUCAACCAGCCAGUGCCUCACUAGGCCCCCUGUACCACCAUCAACCAGCCAGUGCCUCACUAGGCCCCCUGUACCACCAUCAACCAGCCAGUGCCUCACUAGGCCCCCUGUACCACCAUCAACCAGCCAGUGCCUCACUAGGCCCCCUGUACCACCAUCAACCAGCCAGUGCCUCACUAGGCCCCCUGUACCACCAUCAACCAGCCAGUGCCUCACUAGGCCCCCUGUACCACCAUCAACCAGCCAGUGCCCCACUAGGCCCCCUGUACUACUUACCUCCACUGUCAAGUACCCACCGCCUGCCACUCUGCAACCUGGUGCAAUGUGUGGAAACCCUUCAGAAUCCAUUCAACCUUCAUCCCCCUCCUUCCAGUCAGACAGGCAUGAAUCUCAAGAAAUAACACAUCAAAUGACACUAUUUCUACUGGACCUUACAAAAACCCAUCAGCAACUUUAUUUUAGGAACAAAAUGGCUUUCUAUAAAAAAUUGCAAAACUCCUUCUCACAAAAGGGCUACAACUUAUCCAGUGAGAAAAUUAGGAAAAAACUAGCAAACAUGUUGACCACUUAUAAAAGGGUAAAAGACAGGCGCCGUGCAACUGGGGAGGGGAAGAUCACCUGGGAGUACUAUACACUAAUGGAUGAGUUGUUUGGGUCAUCGGGAAUCGGUACCGCAUUACCAGGCACCAUUCACUCCACACCUCUGGGUUUGGAAGAGACCUCCUCCAAAAGUAGGCCCACAUCAUCUUCCCAAGACCAGCCAGCAGGGGCUAGUAUAGAUGAACAGUCCGGAACCUCUACCAUACCAAAUACAAGCAGGCAAAGACGAUCACAACAACCCUUACAAUUUCUGGAGGCUUAUGAAGAGCAUGCCGAGAGAAGGACUGCUGUGCUUGAGUCCCUGGUAAGGCCAGAUCUGGAGAGAUGGCGGCGACUUAAGGAGAGGCGCAGAAGGUCCUUUGAAAAAAAGAUGUUGACCAGCUUGGGAACAAUUGUUGAGGAGCUAAAGAAAAUGGGGAAAAGACAAGAGCAAAUCAUGCAUUUAUUACAGAACCCACAUGAACGUCAAUAAUUUAAAGAUUUUUUUUUUCUCUUGAUUUGCAGCUUUCCCCAAAAUGUUUCUUCCCCCC
Molecule: messenger RNA, 1790 nt
Organism: Pimephales promelas (fathead minnow)
Lineage: Eukaryota; Metazoa; Chordata; Actinopteri; Cypriniformes; Leuciscidae
Source: RefSeq, a predicted model, not a curated record